Messenger RNA from Triticum dicoccoides, 2351 nucleotides. RefSeq names its product protein CYPRO4-like. Gene Ontology annotation, molecular function: protein binding. The record is from RefSeq and is a predicted model, not a curated record. The transcript is spliced from 2 exons. Bases 134 to 2086 code for a protein of 650 amino acids. Gene Ontology annotation, cellular component: nucleus; cytoplasm. NCBI's taxonomy places the organism in Eukaryota, Viridiplantae, Streptophyta, Magnoliopsida, Poales, Poaceae.
CCCCAGAUCUCCGCCGCACACGCUCCUCCUCCGCUCCCCCUCCCCUCCGCUCCUCUCCCAAAUUUCAAAUUCGCCUACGCUCCCCUCCCAUUCCAUCCGCCUCCUCCCCGAAACCCUAACCGCCGCCGCUGCCAUGGGGGGCUCGCACAGCCGGGAGGACCUCGACCUCUCCGACUCUGACGACGACGACACCUCCUCCCGCGCCUCCGACGCCUCCUCCGACUUCUCCACCCCUCCCCCCGCCUCCGCCUCCAAAGCCGCCAGAGCGGCGACCCCGGCCUCCGUCGUCGACGACAUCGACCACCACCUCCGCAACCUCCAACUCAAGUACUCCGAGCCCAUCUCCCCGAACCCUAGCCCCACCCCCAACCCCGGCGCCUCCGUCUCCGCCUCGGCCGUCAAUGCGGUCAAGCUGUACCUCCACAUAGGCGGCUCCACGGCCGCCGCCCGCUGGGUGAACUCCGACCGCCUCGCUGCCGUGUCUUUCGUCCGCUCAGGCGAGGGCGCCUCCGACCCCGACGAGGACGACGAGCCCACCGGGCCGUGGUUCCUCGUCGUGGGCUCCAAGAUCCGGGCCAAGGUCGGGCCCGAGCUGCAGCUCAAGACCUUCCCCGUGCAGCGGCGCGUCGACUUCGUCGCCGACGGCGUCUGGGCGCUCAAGUUCCUGCACGCCGACGGCUACGGCGACUUCAACGCCAAGUACCAGAGCUGCCUGUUCGAGAACAGCUACGGCGUCGAGGCCACCGACGAGGGCCGCGCCAAGGUGUUUGGAAAGGAGUUUGCUGCGUGGGCGCGCCCAGAGUGUGGCGAUGAGUCCAUCUGGGAGGACGCAAGUGAUGCUUUCUCGCCAGGCCCCAAGGGCAGCCCGAUGCCUGCACGGAGUCCGAUGCUGAGACCUCUGAUGGAGGAUUUCAGGGAAUUUGAGGAGCCUGUGGAGGAGGGUGAUGGUAGCAUACAGAGCCUUGCGCUGGGCGCUCUUGACAACAGCUUCCUUGUUGGUGAUUCAGGCAUUCAUGUGGUCAAGAACUUUGAGCACGGCAUACACGGGAAGGGUGUCUCUGUGAAGAUCUCUGGAGGGGGAACAAACUUCACCACACCAAAGAAAGCACUUCUGAUGCGUGCCGAAACAAACAUGCUCCUGAUGAGCCCAGCAACUGAUGGCAAGCCGCAUGCCAAGGGGGUGCAUCAACUUGACAUUGAGACAGGGAAGGUGGUCUCACAAUGGAAAUUUGGGAAAGAUGGAGCUGACAUUAACAUGAAGGAUAUCACUAACGAUAGCAAGGGCGCACAGAUGGAUGCGUCUGAAUCCACAUUCCUGGGACUAGAUGACAACCGAUUGUGCCGGUGGGAUAUGAGGGAUAGGCAUGGAAUUGUGCAGAACUUGGCUAGUUCGAUGGAGUCCCCAGUGUUGGAAUGGACCCAGGGCCAUCAGUUCUCCAGGGGAACAAACUUCCAGUGCUUUGCAUCAACUGGCGAUGGGUCUAUUGUGGUAGGCUCAUUGGACGGGAAAAUCCGUUUGUACUCAAAGAGCUCUAUGAGGAUGGCGAAGACGGCCUUCCCAGGGCUGGGUUCACCAAUUACUCAUGUGGAUGUGACGUACGAUGGGAAGUGGAUACUGGGAACCACUGAUACCUAUCUGAUACUCAUAUGCACCAUUUUCAUUGACAAGGAUGGGAAGGAGAAGACAGGGUUUGGUGGAAGAAUGGGGAACCGAAUUGCUGCACCAAGACUGCUCAAGCUCAGCCCACUGCACUCUCAUCUUGCAGGGGACAAUAGCAAGUUCCGUGAGGGCAGGUUUUCAUGGGUCACGGAUAACGGCAAGCAGGAGAGGCAUCUCGUGACGACCGUGGGGAGGUACAGCGUGGUGUGGAACUUCCUCCAGGUGAAGAACAGCCACCACGAGUGCUACCAGAACCAGGAGGGGCUGAAGAGCUGCUACUGCUACAAGGUGAUCCCCAAGGACGAGUCCAUCGUGGCCAGUCGCUUCAUGCAUGAGAAGUACGACUUGAGCGACUGCCCUGAGGCGCCUCUGGUCGUCGCGACGCCCAUGAAGGUCACCUCCUUCAGCGUGGCUAGCCAGCGCUAGCUCCGUGCUUCCGCCUCUCAGUGUUCUUUUUUUCAGUUGGGUUGUUGGUCUCCGUGCUGUCAUGUAACUUCUUGACAUGCGGAUCUGGACUUCCAAGUGUGAUGAUGACUAUCUAUCUAGUCAUGGCUUGUUACAGGAUUUAUGAGUUAUGUGGAUUGAUAGCCAAAACUAUCUUACGGAUUGAUGAUUUGUACUGGCUAGAUUGAUUCUGAACUUCUCUGAAAGAAGGAAUGAAUUUUAAUUCUGCAAACAUGAUGUAUUCAUC